AUGCCACGGUUAUUUACGAUGGCUAAAAGUACAGUAUUUAAUUUAAUACGCAUAUUUAAAUCAAGCGUAUCCGCCGUACUUCCUGAGAAUAUAAUGAAAGAUACAGUGAAAUACAAUCAUAACAGUAAAGAGUUAAAUAUUGAUGGAAUAAGUGUUAGUUUACUGAAUAGAAAUGUCUAUCUAGUAGGUACAGGUAAAGCGGUACAAGACAUGGCUUUAAAAGUUGACCAAAUAUUGGGUCCUAAAAUAAAGCAAGGUAUCAUCAGCAUCCCUACAGGAAGUUUACAUUAUAAUGCUAGAAAUGGAAAUGUUAUGUAUUAUGAAGGAGCUAGAAAUAAUUUACCUGAUGCAAAUGCACAAGCAACAGCAAUAAAAGUAAAAACAAUGAUAAGUCAACUAAGUGAUACUGAUAUUCUUAUAGUUUUAAUAUCAGGAGGUGGUUCUGCAUUAUUACCAUUACCAAAAGAACCAAUGACAUUGGAAGAUAAAACUGAUGUUAUUAAGUUGUUAGCAAAUGCAGGAGCAGAUAUUACUGAAUUAAACACAGUAAGGAAAAAGCUUUCACAAAUUAAAGGUGGUCAAUUAGCAAUUAUGGCUCAGCCAGCAGAUGUUAUAUCCUUAAUAUUAUCUGAUAUUGUUGGAGAUCCAUUGGAUAUGAUAGCUAGUGGGCCAACUUCUGAAAAUAAAGACCAUCCAAAUGCAGCAAUAGACAUCAUAAAAAAAUAUAAUCUGUAUGACCAACUGCCAAACUCAACUAAAAUAAUAUUGAAAAAUGUUGAAGAUCAUAAAUUAUUCCCAAAUCAUAAAGUCAAAAACCUUAUUAUUGGUUCUAACAAACUCAGCAUCAAUGCAGCAGUAAAUGAAUGCAAAGCUAUGGACUUUUCAUCAAUAGCUCUAACAAAUAUAGUGACUGGUAAUGUCAGAGAUAUAGCUCAAAAAUAUGUUAAACUGUCAAAAAUAUUUUGUGAUUUUAUUUUAAAGGAUUUAAGUAAAAACAGUUUGAAGGAAAAGUUGCUAUGUUUAGACAUACCUGGAGUAAAUGAAUGUUUAGAUAAUAUUGAUGGCCUUGAUGUUUCAAAGAAAAACAUAUGUUUAAUUCUUGGUGGAGAAAUAACAGUGGAAGUUAAAGGUCAAGGUAAAGGAGGUAGGAAUCAACAGUUAGCUUUGGAAUUUUCCAACUAUAUCCACAAAAUUAAAGAUAAUUUUAAGGACUUUGAAGUAUAUUUACUGAGUGCUGGCACUGAUGGUAUCGAUGGACCCACAGAUGCAGCCGGAGCGAUAGGAUACAUUGAGUUAGUUUCAGAUGCUAUGAAAGAAAAUAUUAUUAUAAAUGAAUAUAUUAACAACAAUGAUACAUAUAAUUUCUACAAAAUAUUUAAAAAAGGUCUUAUGCAUGUGAUAACAGGUCAUACUAAUACUAAUGUGAUGGAUAUACAUAUAAUACUAAUAAUAAAAAAAUCUACUAUAUAA
This is a messenger RNA of Diatraea saccharalis (sugarcane borer), 1470 nucleotides long. The record is from the annotation of a GenBank genome assembly. NCBI's taxonomy places the organism in Eukaryota, Metazoa, Arthropoda, Insecta, Lepidoptera, Crambidae.